UCAACUCAACAACUCAGUUCGCUUCCUCAUAAUCUGCUGCGCAGUUUCAUCCCUUACAACUUGAUCUCUUUCUUCAAAGCUCUUUGCUUCAACUUUACAAUUUUCACCAAGUCCGUGACUUACACACCAUUUAACCUUUUCAAAAUGCCCUCUCUCACCAAAGUCGUCGCUGCCGUUGCCGCAUGCUCCGCCAUUGUCAAUGGCGCAGUUAUCCCAGCCGAGAACGGCCUUCACACCACCACGCUCCAGACCCGAGACACAGCCAAGGGCACUGGUCAUAUUCUCAGCAAGCGAGAGCCUGUCACCAUUGCUAUUCUGACCGCGGCUGGUACCGCGGCAGUUAGUGCCAUCGUCAGCGAGGCCGUCAGCGCUGCCGCCGCUUUUAUCGGGGACAUUUCCAACUUUGACGCUGGCCGUGAAGCCUUCACCGUUCAAACAACCGAGACCAUGAUGGCUAAUAACCCCGACCCCGAACGUUUCCAGGCCGCUGCCUGCUAUAACAAAGCCUUCUCGGUUGCUGAUCCUGCCAACAUUGACGGACAGUCCUCCGUUGAGUUCAGACUUGGAAUCCUCAACACCGAUUAUGAGUGCAUGUACAUUGCUGCACCUAACCAGUUCUUUACUGAGGGCGAUGGAGGUCUCAUCAACCUCUCCUUUACCCAUACCGAUCGAUGCACUUUUGAUCAAGAAACAGCUGAUCUCACUUGUGUUUAAGUGAAAAGCACGAGAAAUUAUCCUUUUUAGAAAAGCUUUGCUAAAGCUAGGAGAUAUUGGUCAAGCACCGGUUAGAGAUGCAGUAGUCUAGUCUUUACAUCACAUCUCAUACAAUAUUACUAAAGAAGCUCAUAAUGAUCCCCA
This is a messenger RNA of Fusarium odoratissimum NRRL 54006, 858 nucleotides long. RefSeq lists its product as uncharacterized. The transcript has 2 exons. Bases 145 to 714 code for a protein of 189 amino acids. NCBI's taxonomy places the organism in Eukaryota, Fungi, Ascomycota, Sordariomycetes, Hypocreales, Nectriaceae. The record is from RefSeq and is a predicted model, not a curated record.